Xyrauchen texanus (razorback sucker) is the source of this 2090-nucleotide messenger RNA. RefSeq names its product receptor activity modifying protein 1 (gene ramp1). The transcript is spliced from 3 exons. Gene Ontology annotation, biological process: protein localization to plasma membrane; calcium ion transport; regulation of G protein-coupled receptor signaling pathway. The record is from RefSeq and is a predicted model, not a curated record. The coding region runs from base 362 to 799 and encodes 145 amino acids. Lineage: Eukaryota; Metazoa; Chordata; Actinopteri; Cypriniformes; Catostomidae. Gene Ontology annotation, molecular function: coreceptor activity. Gene Ontology annotation, cellular component: membrane; signaling receptor complex; cell surface.
UUGUGCGUCUGACGCGCUCGAGCUCAGAGACCGACUGUCCACAAGCGACUCAAGCGCGUGCUACUGAGAGUAUGCCUCAACUGACCUGGGACACAGUAUAGAUGAGACACAUUUUAGUCAUUCGUUUGGGCUUCCUGGAUUAAGCAUUAGGCUAUUUUAUAAGAUACAGGGCAUGGUGACAGAGAGGAGCGGGGGAAUCCUCACUCCUGCGUCUUCAGUGAAGAUUCAGCGUUAAAGUGAAUGAAACGGUUUGCCCAAUUACCGGCCAGAAGCGACGAUGUGUAGAGCUGUGAGGCAAUAGUGCCGUUUAAUCGACCGAAAGUCUCAAACUUCUGUUUCGUUUAACUGACAUUGAGACGUCAUGGCAUCAGUGUCGUGGAGACACGCGCUUGUCUGCUUGGUGAUUGUGAAUCUGUCAGUGAUAACAGCGGCAUGCAGCAGCCACUAUGAAUAUGCCAUUGAGGGAUUCUGCCUGGCCAAGUUCAAGCUGGAUAUGGAGGUUCUCGAUCAGCAUCAGUGGUGCAGCUGGGAGGACACAGUAGAGUCCUAUGGAGAACUGACCAACUGCACGUUCCUAGUGGCUCUGAAGAUGAACUGUUUCUGGCCCAACAGUCUGGUGGACGAAUUCUUCAUCAGGGUGCACAGGCACUACUUCCACGACUGCUCAUUGUCAGGACGGCUGCUUCACGACCCGCCAAAUCGGAUCCUUGGGCCUUUUAUCGUGGUGCCUAUUCUGGUUACACUACUCAUGACUGCUCUAGUGGUGUGGAGGAGUAAACGCAGUGAGGGUAUCUUGUAGGCUAUGGCAGUUAACCAAAUACAAGUCCAGAACAAGACCAGGUGACUUACUAUUGAACACUAAAAAACACUUUUCUUUCUCAAGACUUUGUAAUCAGGUGGUUGGAUAUGGAACAAUCAAAACACUUUCCAAUAGAGAACAUUUUUACUGUUAUUGGCAAACAGUAGAGACAAAAACUUUGGACACGGUUACCUUUUGGUAUAGUUUUUGACAUGCCAGCAUAUCAUCGAUAAAACUUAUCUACAUCUGGAUGUAAGUGUCUUGUGAACACUGGACUGUAUCUUUUUUUUUCACCCGUCAACUUCAAUACAUUUGACACUCAUAAAAACAUUUGUGCUUUGUGCCAAAUGCUGAAAGCAGCAGUCAUAAGUAGAAUUAUUAUCCUGACUGAAAAAAAUAACAAUAAAAAGGUAAAAACCAAUGACGUUUAUAACACUGACGAUCCCACAUUUUUUUUAAUGUAUUAAAAAUAGUAGGCCUAAUGAAAUAACAUUGUAUUAAUGUGUUGUUUGAACAGACUCCUAAAUCGAAAAAUCUUCUAGAUAUUUGCGAAAAUGCACCUCCAUCUAAAAUCACUGCUCUCCAACACCUAGUGAGCUGUACAUGUGUCCUUCAUAGAAACGGCAAUCCCUUAAUGUGUUGGGAAACCCUGCCUUAGAGAGUAAGACACAGCAAGGCAGCUCACCAGGUUUUGGAACAGAACUAUAGUCUGUUGUACUGAGAGAGGCUGAUACUGAUCUGAUACUAUUUGAAGCUGUGAACUGAGAUAAUGCAUUUAUUUGAUGUUAUUCGGCUCAUGGUCUCACUUCAGGUCAACAUGUCAAGGGAAAAUAAUUGUAUUUAAUUGGAGACCAACCUGUCGGCUAAGGUGCUUGCAGCAUUUGUCAUAGGAUUAUUCAUCAUAUUAGCAAUAAAAGGAUGUCUGCAUUCAUGCUGUUUUGCUAAUAGCUUUUUCAGAUAAACACUUCUGGAAACAUCUGUAACACUGGAGUUUAGCACUCACAGUGAGUGGUUUAAAAGCCUGUGGAUUUUACCUGCCUGUGGCUUAUUAUGGCUAAGAGAAAACAGAUCUCUCUAAUAUCAUCUGAACUUCAAAGCUUCUGAUUUUUGCUGCAGUUAAAAUAAAGUAAUUUGCCCUCAACUCUUUUAUUCCAGACAUUUCCUCUCAUUAUGGGGUUUGCUUUGGAGCCCAGCACACUGCUACCAGGCAAAAAAACAAAUAGACACAAGGAUGUGGUUAUGACUCACCAGAGGUAUAGCCUCUCUAGGACUCUCUAGGAGCUAAAUUAUA